Messenger RNA from Schistosoma curassoni, 2832 nucleotides. The record is from the annotation of a GenBank genome assembly. Lineage: Eukaryota; Metazoa; Platyhelminthes; Trematoda; Strigeidida; Schistosomatidae.
AUGAAAGUUGGUAUCAUUGGUUCUGGUAUUAUUGGUCUAUCAACAGCAUUCUUAAUUAAAGAAAAUUAUUCCAAUGUAGAAAUUCUUAUACAAUCUGAUAAGAAAAAUGUUAUGGUUACUAGUUAUGGUGCAGCUGGUAUAUUUAGACCAGAUCCUAAAUUAUUACCAGGAUCAGAAUAUGAUCAGGAUCAAUUCAAUGAUUUUAUUCGUUGGUGUAAUGCUGGACGUGAACAAUAUUGGAAAUUAGCAACUAGUUGGAAUUCAUCGAAUACUGGUGUAUACUUUCAUCCAACUUAUCAAUUAUCAGAAUAUAAUGAAUUUGAUAGACCAUUUAUAAGUAAAUUAUGUGGAAAAACUGUAUUUUUAGAUGAAGAAGAGAUUCAGUCUAUUGGAUUUGCUAAGCAUAUUAAAUCAGCUUAUUAUUAUACAACAUGUAUUGUAGAACCACGUUAUUAUAUGAAUUACUUAUUGAAUGAACUUAAAAAUUUAAUUCCAAAUGAUCAAUCUAUUUAUAGUGAAAGAGAGCAAGCGUUUACUUCUUCAAAUGAAUUAUAUUAUUGGGCUAAAGAACAAAAAAUCAAUAUAAUUAUUAAUUGUACUGGAUUAGGAUCAGGUCAAUUAGUACGUGUUCUAGCACCAUGGAUGAAAUUUGGAUUCUAUUUCGGGCGCGAUGAUACAUAUUGUUAUACAGGAAAAGAGAGUGUAAUUCUUGGAGGAUUUCGUGAACAUUUACCUCCAGUUUUAAAAAGACCUACAACAGAUGAUGAUAUAAGAGUAUCACCUGAAUCUACAAAAGAUAUUCUUCAAAGAAUUGACAACACUUGGCAUGGAGGACUAGGCAAAUCACCAAUAGUUGAAGAAUGGACAGGAUUACGACCAUUCAGACCAUCUAUAAGAUUAGAAAUUGAAUGGUAUCAACCUGAAAUUACCUGUGAACCUUUACCAAUUAUACAUAAUUAUGGACAUGGUUCAAUGGGUGUUGCAUUAAGUUGGGGUACUGCAAUAGAUACUCUGAAACUUUUUGAAGAUCUCAGUGUUAAAGUAACUCAAGGCAAUUGUCCUGUCACUAGUGAUAAGCUGUCCUCUGAAGGCUGGGAAUUUUCUGGGUCUCAAAUCUUUUUCCAGGAUAUCGCUAAAAUACGUAUGUCUACUCAAGUGUGGGCUAGUCCAAAGGUCGAGCGUCGAUGCAAAGCUGAGGCUCAGAUCAGGUCACUAAACAACGCUUACAAAUGGCUUUCAGUUGAUGUGCUGGUGGGAAUGUGUGUACUUAUAGAAUUUUAUGUUCAACCAAUUUUCCGUCUGUUCUCGUUCCCUUUGGGAUGGAUGUCUUCUUAUGAAAAGUUAAUAUUAUCAUCUUUUACUCUCCUCAUUGCCUGCAUUUCAUACCAUGUAUUCGUGAUAAUAAGUUCAGCGUUAAUCCGAAGAAUGGACGCAGGUAAUUCUCACAGUCAGUCAGCUUUAAGAUUUCACUCAUCACCUUUAAACAAGUCACUCGUUGGUCCUUCUAUGUUCUGCUCCAGUUUAUUGAAGAACAGCUUAGACAUCAGUUCUUGUGGAGCUACCUUUGGAAACUCAUCAUAUGAAAUCACCAGUGGAUCUCCUGUUAGAUCUGCAGUUCCCUAUGUAGAUGUUGGUAUUCCACAGUCUGUAAAUGAAAAUCAACCUAUUUGGAAACAAUCAACAAUUGGUACGGUGUCACCACAGCAUAAUCAGUCCCAUAGUAAUUUAUCACAGCCACACUGUGGAUCUUUCCGGGUUUCGGGAAGUCCGGGUGUUCAAGAAAAUCUUUCUCUUUUGGAUUUGGCCCUCAGUCCAAUUGUGAAUUCUGGACUUGGCUCGGUGCUGCCACCUUUUAGUAGCGGAGAGGCUCCUGGACAGAGUUCAGGGAACAUGCGUCGUUCUGUCACUUGGUCUUCUCCAUUUUUAACAUCAGGGACAUCCCCACGAUACCAAUAUCAGGCUGCUUAUAUUCAACCUACUAAUCCUUGCCAGCAAUACUUGAAUGAUUCACAAAAAUCUUUAUCUGGACCAGCCUUUAUUCCAAACAGUAUAACUCCCGAUUCUGGGAAAAGUGAUCGUGAAAUUAACGAACGAUCUGAAGAUGAGUAUUGGAUUGAAAAUCAAGUUAGUAAAAGCGAUUUAGAUCGUUGGACUCUAAAUCUUCGAAAGUGGCUUCAUGGUACAAUCAUUCGACGUAUUGUCAAUGAAAUUGACACAAUUAAUCGAAAUCUUGAAGAAGCUGGUGGCGAUAAAACUCUUAUUGGAUCCACUAGUUUAGCUACCCUUCAACAAUUCUCCUCUCUUAAAUAUCAAUACUUACCAACACUUCCAGUAUUGUUGGCAUUUUUAGAUUUUAUGAAAGAUCAAGGAUAUUUGGUUAAUCGAUUACAUGAAUUAGCUAGAGAAAGCUGUCUUCAAGAGUUUCGUUGGGAUUCUGGAUCAAAAAGUACUGAAUGGCCAUGGAAAGAACAUUUACCAUCUGAUAGUAUUAUUCUGUUACAUUUGUUUGCUACUUAUAUGGAUACACGUAUGCCACCGCAUCCCAAAUGUUUAUCUGGUCGUGUGUUCAGUCAAUUGAAUGUUGUUCGACUUCCAGAUAAGCCUGAUUUGAAAAGUAAACAUAAUUGUCAAUUUUAUCAAGUUGCUGUACAACCACCUCAAUUUAAAUUAGUAUUAAAUGGAAGAAUCUACAAUUUUAUAUCAGGUCAAAAAAAUAUCUACCAUGCUAUUUUAUUAUUCUUUCAUUAUUAUGUAACAAGGAAUGGAAAGUUCAGAUCUGUUUCACUUGGUCCAUCAGGUUUAAAUGUUGCAUGGAUAUUUUCUAAAAAUUGA